Terrapene triunguis (Three-toed box turtle) is the source of this 831-nucleotide messenger RNA. Its product is annotated as cell wall protein DAN4-like. NCBI's taxonomy places the organism in Eukaryota, Metazoa, Chordata, Testudines, Emydidae. The transcript has a single exon. The record is from RefSeq and is a predicted model, not a curated record. The annotation marks the transcript as partial.
AUGGACACUACUACCCUCACUAUCACUUCCACCCAACUUACCACCAGCUCCACUGAUACAACUCCGCUCACCAGCACAUCCACUGUACCCACUGCCACCUCCAUUGACACUAGUUCCCUCACCACUACAUCCAGUGUAGCCACCACCACCACAACUAAGACGACUACCCUCAGCACCACCUCCACCCUACCCACCACCAGCUCCACUGAGGCAACUACCCUCACCACCACCUCCAAUGUAUCCACCACCUCUACUUUACCCACAACAACAUCCAAGGACACAACUACCCUCACCAUUACCUCCAUCGGACCCACCACCACCUCUACUGACACUACUACCCUCACUAUCACCUCCACUAUACCAAACACCUCCACUGACACGAGUCCCCUCACCACCAGUUCCACUUCCCCGCCCACCACCACGACUGAAGAAAGUACCCUCACCACCAUCUCCACUGUACUCACAACCAGUUCCACUGACACGACUACCCUCACCACCACUUCCCCUGUACCAACAACAUCCUCUGAAGUGACUACCUUCACCACAAAUUCCACUGUACCCACCACCUCCACUGACAAAAGGACCCUCACCACCACCUCCACUGUCACAACUCCCCUCUCGAGCAUCUCCAGUUUUCCUACCACCACUGACACGACUACCAUCCCCACCACCUCGACCGUACCCAACACCACGUCCACUGAUAUAACUUCCCUCACAACAACUUCUACUGUACCCAUCACCAUGUCCACUGUCAUGACUACCCUCACUAUCACCUCCACUAUACCCACCACAACCUUCACUGACACAACUACCCUCACCACCACCUCCACU